Saccostrea cuccullata (small rock oyster) is the source of this 1195-nucleotide messenger RNA. Its product is annotated as cerebellin-1-like. Bases 529 to 1059 code for a protein of 176 amino acids. Lineage: Eukaryota; Metazoa; Mollusca; Bivalvia; Ostreida; Ostreidae. The record is from RefSeq and is a predicted model, not a curated record. Gene Ontology annotation, molecular function: protein binding. The transcript has 2 exons.
AAAUAAAAGUAUGCUGAACAAUAGACGAUAGAAGUUGCGUAGGUGCACAGCCAUGACAUCUAGGUUUCUUGCAUGCUGUAAUUUGAGAAAGGUUAUCUUCAUCAAGAUAUCCCUGCAAUAAAAGUCCAACACAUUACUGAUCUGUUAUCUGUUUUAAGUUUUUCCUUCAAGACGUUCGCUUUCGGCUUGUUUUGAAUACAAUUCUAAUGGAUGUCCGUGUUUCUGUUUUAUUAAUAAUCGGUUUGACUUUUUGUUGUGGACAUUGCCUUGAUGAAAAAAAAAUUCAAUGGAUGGAAGAAGAAAUCCAAAGACUAACAGUUAGACUGAAUGAACGUGAAUUGAAUUGCCAAAGACUUACUCAAACGUAUUUAAAAACUCAAACAAAUAUGGAGAAGAAAAUCUUGAAAUUAGAAAACCGUGCAAAAAAAACAGGAAUUGCGAAUUUAUAGACUUGAAAACGAAGCAGAUCAAAAAGUGCAAGACGCUGGAAGUUUCAAUAAUGAACGGGUGCAUGAGAAGAACGAUAUAAUGAGAAACAGAACUAACCAUGAAUUGCCUCUAACUCUUGGUUUAAUUUCCUCUUCGGCUGAUGACAAUGAUGGAAAAGAGGAUUUAAAAUCUACAAGUCCAAUCAAACGUGCUGACUCUGGAUCUGUUGCUUUCAGUGCAUAUAUGUCCGAUCAUGAGCCCGAGCCAAGUCCACAUCAUACUUUCAUUUUUGACUCUGUACUGACAAAUGUUGGUCACGGGAACAAUAAACAUUCAGGAAUAUUUACUGCUCCACACACUGGUAUCUACGUAUUUGCCUGGACAGUCUAUUGUGAUCCCCACGGUUAUAUCUUUAGUCAGAUUGCUAUAAAUUCCAAUUUAGUAGGCGCUUCGUUUACUGACGCAUAUGAUUCAACUUACACCCAAACUUCCAAUGGCCUUAUUGUGGUAGAGAUCAACGAAGGAGACACAGUAUUUAUUCGAACACAUCCGACUAAUUCUAAUAAAGGCAGAAUUACAAGCAAUCCCGUUGAACACCGCACGUCAUUCAGUGGAUGGAAAAUCAAUUGAAACGAAAUUUUUACUAUGAAAAGAAAAAUUACACUGUACGUUGAAAUGGAAUAAACAAGAAUUGUACGCUCCAUGUUGCACACUAUUGAAUGAAAAAGAUUCAUCUUUAAAUCUUAAUUAGCAUGUUCAAAUGAUA